Kluyveromyces marxianus DMKU3-1042 is the source of this 1965-nucleotide messenger RNA. It is a transcript of the gene MAD1, whose product is annotated as coiled-coil domain-containing protein MAD1. The record is from RefSeq and is a predicted model, not a curated record. NCBI's taxonomy places the organism in Eukaryota, Fungi, Ascomycota, Saccharomycetes, Saccharomycetales, Saccharomycetaceae. Bases 1 to 1965 code for a protein of 654 amino acids. The transcript has a single exon. Gene Ontology annotation, biological process: attachment of mitotic spindle microtubules to kinetochore; mitotic spindle assembly checkpoint signaling. Gene Ontology annotation, cellular component: nuclear envelope; mitotic spindle; kinetochore.
AUGUCUGGAAAGGAGGGUUCAUCACCAUAUCAGGAAAGACCGUUGGAGGCUCUGGAUGCAGACCAACUUCGACAUGAACUCUUAACUUUGAGGUAUCAGUAUACUACUCUACAGAACGAAUAUGAAAUCUUCAAACUAAGCUCCGAAAGAGAAACGAACUCUCUUCAGAAUAAGUAUGACAAGAGUAUGAAUGAACUAGACCGCGCGUUAAGUGACACCAAACUGUUGUACGAGGAAAAUAUGAAGUUGAAGGACAGUUUAAAGAGUAAAUCGGACAAUUCGAGUGAGGAAUCAAAACUAGUCACUUCAUUGCAGCGCCAGGUAGGCGAAUUGAAAGAUGAGUUGGAUAAAAGGGAUCAAAAAAUCGAACAAUUGAAGCAUGAAACGGCGUCCAUUAGAAAAGAAGCUGAGAGUAGCGUAAAAUCGUUGGAAUUGGAACUUGAAACUUCACAAAAGCUUCUCAAUAAGCAUAAAGCUCAUGUAGAUGAACAAUAUAAAGAAAUUCAAGAGCUGAAAUUGGAUAUCGAGGCGAAAGAUGCCCAAAUAUCGAAAUUGCAAAAUGGUCAAUUAUCCGAUGCGCAUCAAAACUUCUCUACCCAAGAUCUUCAUGAGAUAACCAUACUAAAUAAGACAUUGAAGGAACAGCUAAGUUACACUAAAGAAUUAGAAGACAUGAACUUGAAACAAGCGACAGAGUUGAAAAAGUUGAAACAACUAAAGGAUGUUCAAACGUUCUCGAAACACGAGAAUCAUGGUUCACAACCCAGUUUCAACGAUGUGGAACAAUUGAAGCAAAAAAUAGAAUCCUUGGAGAUAGAAAAUUUAUCUUUGCAGGAAAAAAUGACAGAGUGGGGUAUAGAUAAACUUGAUCCGCGAUUUGAUGGUCCCAAUGCUGUUAUCGAAGAGAUUUCCCUUUUGCAGAGAGAAAAUACUUUUCUUAUAGAUACAAAUGCCAAGCUUCAAAAAGAUUUUAACCAAAUGUGCAUGUUGAAUGACGAAAUGGCUAUCGAGAGAAAUCAACUCUUGGACUUGAAUAAAGAUUACGAAACAAGUAUUCUCAAUCUAAAAAGACUAAAUCAUGAGCUUGAACAACAAAAACUCUUAUCCUUUGAAGAAUGCAAAAUAUUAAGACAGGAAUUAGAACAACUUGAAUUUAUAGGCGAGGGGAACAGUGAAAAGCGUACAAAUCCAGAAAAUAUUAAAACGCAUGACAUAAUUGAUGGAUACAAGAACCAAACGGAAGACCUAACAAAUGAACUCAAAAGAUUGAAUGAGGAAUUCUCCAAGUCUGAUGACAGAUUGAAGAAACGUAGGAAGCUGACACAUAAUCUAAGUGUAACAUAUUCACAACGACUUAACGACUUAGUUCUAAAGAACAAAGAGCUGGAGAAACAACUACAAAUAGUUAAAAAUCAUGCAAAUACCUUGGAGCAAAAAUUAGCUGACCUUUCAAACAUCAAGGAAAAGAAAAUCAGAAUCCUUCAAUUGCGCAACAACCCUUUAUUGAAAGAGCACUACAUAAGAAAGGAAAAGUUGAAACUUCUAGAACAAGAAAAUGCAGAGUUGCUUUCUAAACUUAAACCCACAGAAUCUGUUCCAAAAUCUGUUUAUGACCGCAUAUCCUUUGACAUGAAACAGCUGGAAAAUGAUAUUUAUAAUUCAAACAAGAAAACAACUAGACUAAAAGAAAUGUUCAACAAGAAAUCUUUAGAGUUUAUCGAAGCAGUCAACUCCUUACUAGGAUUUAAACUGGAAUUUUUAAGUCAUGGAAAGGUUAAACUGAUAUGCUGCUACCAGCCAACCAAAUAUCUAAUCGCUGAUUUAAAAUCAAAUACUUUAAAAUCAGACCUAGCUAACAUUAUACCGGAUUGGGACGAACUAUUUCAAACAUAUGUCGCAGAAAAGGGGGAAAUACCCUUAUUUUUAUCUUAUGUUAAAAUAAGGCUUUGGGAGCUAGCUUAUUGA